Molecule: messenger RNA, 9443 nt
Organism: Morone saxatilis (striped sea-bass)
Lineage: Eukaryota; Metazoa; Chordata; Actinopteri; Moronidae
Gene: itpr2
Product: inositol 1,4,5-trisphosphate receptor, type 2
Exons: 58
Coding region: 1-8157 (2718 amino acids)
Biological process (GO): calcium ion transmembrane transport
Cellular component (GO): membrane; endoplasmic reticulum
Molecular function (GO): inositol 1,4,5 trisphosphate binding; inositol 1,4,5-trisphosphate-gated calcium channel activity
Source: RefSeq, a predicted model, not a curated record
AUGUUCAGAUCAUCAGCCCAGAUACUGGGAGAGCUCUACGGAGAUGGACACGAUGGUGUACAGCGCUGUCACUCUUUCUUGUGCUGCCAGCAGAGCUUUUCAUCCGGCAGGCUUGUCGAUGACAGGUGUGUGAUCCAGCCUGAUGCUGGAGACCUGGCCAACCCUCCCAAAAAGUUCAGAGAUUGCCUCUUCAAGGUGUGUCCCAUGAACAGAUACUCAGCCCAGAAGCAGUUCUGGAAGGCAAAACAAGGAAAACAAGGAAACAACAACACACAGGGAGACCUGUUUAAGAAGUUACAGCAUGCAGCAGAACUGGAGCAGAAGCAGAACGAGUCGGAGAACAAGAAGCUCCUUGGAGACAUUGUCAAAUACAGUAAUGUCAUCCAGCUCCUGCACAUUAAGAGCAAUAAAUACCUGACGGUGAACAAGCGUUUGCCUGCUCUGCUUGAGAAGAAUGCCAUGCGAGUUUCUUUGGACCCAGCCGGGAAUGAGGGCUCCUGGUUCUACAUUCAGCCCUUCUGGAAGCUCCGCAGCGAAGGAGAUAAUGUGGUGGUUGGAGACAAGGUGGUGCUAAUGCCAGUGAACGCAGGGCAGCCUCUUCAUGCCAGUAACAUCGAGCUGCUGGACAACCCUGGCUGCAAAGAGGUCAAUGCUGUUAACUGUAACACCAGCUGGAAGGUCGCCUUGUUCAUGAAGUUUAGUGACUACAGGGAAGAUGUUUUAAAAGGGGGAGAUGUGGUGAGGCUGUUUCACGCUGAGCAGGAGAAGUUUCUGACCUGUGACGACUACAAGAAGCAGCAGCACAUCUUUCUCAGGACCACACUGCGGCAGUCUGCCACCUCCGCCACCAGCUCCAAGGCUCUCUGGGAGAUUGAGGUUGUGCACUACGACCCCUGUAGAGGCGGAGCCGGCCAGUGGAACAGUCUCUUCCGCUUCAAACACCUGGCGACUGGGAAUUACCUCGCAGCUGAGGUGAACCCUGAAUUCAAAGACAACACGGUGGAGCCCAAAGGAGAGAAUGAAACAGAUAUUGUAUUCUCGAAGAGGAAGCAUCAAGCGGCAGAGAAGAUUGCUUUCACCCUGGUUUCUGUUCCCCAUGGGAAUGACAUUGCCUCUCUGUUUGAGCUAGAUGCCACCACCCUGCAGCGGGCAGACUGUCUCGUGCCCAGAAACUCCUAUGUGAGACUUAGGCACCUGUGUACCAACACCUGGGUGACAAGCACCAACGUCCCCAUCGAUGCAGAGGAGGAGCGUCCGGUUAUGCUCAAGAUUGGCACCUGUCCCACUAAAGAGGACAAAGAGGCUUUUGCUAUCGUUUCUGUGCCCCUGUCGGAGGUCCGAGACUUGGACUUUGCCAAUGAUGCCAACAAGGUCCUGGAGUCCACUGUGAGGAAGCUUCAGUACGGCAACAUCUUUCAGAAUGAGAGAAGGUUUGUGACUAAGCUCCUGGAGGACUUGGUUUUCUUUGUGUGUGUGGUACCAAACAAUGGCCAGGAUGUUCUGUCAGUGGUCACCUCUACACCCAACCGAGAGAGGCAGAAACUCAUGAGGGAACAGAACAUCCUCGCCCAGAUUUUUGGCAUCCUGAAGGCUCCAUUCACAGAUCAGGGUGAAGGUCCGAUGCUAAAGCUGGAGGACUUGGGAGACCAGCGCUAUGCUCACUUCAAGUACAUGUUGAGACUCUGCUACAGGGUGCUGCGCCACUCCCAACAGGACUAUCGCAAGAACCAGGAAUAUAUAGCCAAAAAGUUCUCAAUCAUGCAGUCUCAGAUUGGGUAUGAGAUCCUGGCUGAGGACACAAUCACUGCCCUGCUGCACAAUAACCGCAAGCUGCUGGAAAAACACAUCACAGCCAAAGAGAUUGAGACCUUCGUCAGCCUGCUGAGGCGCAACAGGGAGCCCAGAUUCCUGGAUUAUCUCUCUGAUCUCUGUGUGUCCAACAAGACUGCCAUCCCCGUCACACAGGAGCUUAUCUGUAAAUUUAUGCUGAACCCCACCAACGCAGAUAUCCUCAUCCAGACCAAACUAAUCCCUAACACAGAGACCACCCUGGAGUCAUCUCUGCUGCAGGAGGAGGUAGAGGACGAGGAGGUUUGGCUCUACUGGAUAGACAGCCACAAGGAGCCUCAUGGCAAAUCCAUUCGACACUUGGCCCAGGAUUCUAAGGGCAAUCAUAAGAUGGAUGUAGAUAUCAUCACUUAUUACAGGUACCAGCUCAACCUGUUUGCUAAAAUGUGUCUGGACCGUCAGUACCUAGCCAUCAACCAGAUCUCCAGUCAGCUACCUGUGGAUCUGAUCCUGCGCUGCAUGUUUGACGACUGCCUACCCUACAACCUCAGAGCCUCCUUCUGCCGUCUCAUGCUGCAUAUGCAUGUGGACCGUGACCCACAGGAGGCUGUGGUGCCUGUACGCUACGCCCGCCUCUGGACCGAGAUCCCCUCCAAGAUCACCAUCCAUGAGUUUGAGUAUGAGUCUACUGACACCUCAAGAGAUGAGAUGAAGAGGAAGUUUGCUCCCACCAUGGAGUUUGUGGAAGAAUACCUUAGAGAUGUGGUCAGUCAGCCUUUUCCAUUUGGUGACAAAGACAAGAAUGAACUCACACUAGAGGUGGUGAAUCUGGCUCGUAACCUGGUUUACUUUGGUUUCUACAGCUUUAGUGAGCUGCUGCGUCUAACACGCACUCUGCUGGCCAUCCUGGAUAUUGUCCAGCACCCACUCACCUUCAUGAACAAGCUCAACAAGAGCCCAGAGGCUGGCAACAAUGUCCUGCGUACGAUCCAUGGAGUUGGAGAAUUGAUGACUCAGAUGGUGAUGAGUCGGGGUGUGCCGCACAGCCUCCCCGACACCUCUCCCUCCUUGCGCUACGGGAAAGGACUCUUCCUGCCAGACAAUGAGGAUGUCAUGGUGAUGGACACCAAGCUGAAGAUCAUUGAAAUCCUGCAGUUCAUCCUGAGUGUGAGGUUGGACUAUAGGAUCACAUACUUGUUGUCCAUCUACAAGAAAGAGUUCGGGGACAAGAGCAUAACUGACAGCUCCGUCUCAUUGGCGGAUAUGCCCCCAGUGACACCUUCUGAACCAGACAUAGAUGAGAUUGCAACCAAAGCAGAAAGCAUGUUUGCCGGCAGCUCAGAGUUAAGUGCGGUGGAGCUGGACGAUGAGGGUGGACGGACGUUUUUGAGGGUUCUGAUCCAUCUCAUCAUGCAAGAUUACCCCCCACUGGUGUCCGGCUCGCUGCAACUCAUCUUUAAACACUUCAGCCAAAGAGCUGAAGUGCUGCAGGCCUUUAAACAGGUCCAGCUGCUCGUGUCUGAGCAGGAUGUAGAGAACUACAAGCAGAUCAAGACAGACCUUGAUCAGCUGCGUCUGACUGUCGAGAAGUCAGAGCUGUGGGUGGAGAAGAGUGGAGUCUACAGUGGUGAAGACCUGGGGGUCAGACAGGGCAAAGAACAGAACAUUGAGGAGGUUGUGCUGAGCCCAGUACAGGAUGGAGAUAAUAAACCACAAAUUGACAGCAACAAAGCAAACAACUAUAACAUUGUCAAAGAGAUCCUACUGCGGCUCAGUAAGCUGUGUUAUCCCUGUAAGAAGAGUCGUGUGCAGCAGCAGAGGCUGCUGAAGAACAUGGGGGUGCAUACUGUGGUGCUGGAUCUGCUGCAGAUCCCCUAUGAGAAAACUGAUGAGAAGAUGAAUGAGAUCAUGACCCUGGCACAUACGUUUCUGCAAAACUUCUGCAGAGGAAACCCUCAGAACCAAGUUCUGUUAAAUAAACAUCUGAACCUUUUCCUCACUCCAGGGUUGCUGGAAGCAGAGACAAUGCGCCACAUCUUUAUGAACAACUUCCAGCUGUGCAAUGAGAUCAGUGACCGUGUGGUCCAUCAUUUUGUCCACUGCAUCGAAACACAUGGGAGACAUGUUCAGUACCUCAAGUUCUUGGAAACCAUUGUGAAAGCUGAUGGGAAGUAUGUGAAGAAAUGUCAGGACAAAGUCAUGACAGAGCUGGUGAACGGAGGUGAGGAUGUGCUGGUGUUCUACAAUGACCGCUCCUCCUUCCCAGUGUUGCUGCAGAUGAUGGGCUCAGAGCGAGAGCGAACAGAAGAAGAUGGGGCUCUGGCCUACCACAAUACGCUCGUGGAACUACUGGCUGCCUGCACCGAGGGCAAGAAUGUCUACACUGAGCUGAAAUGCAACUCUCUGCUACCACUGGAUGACAUUGUCAAAGUUGUCACAGAUGUCCACUGUAUACCAGAGGUGAAAACUGCUUAUGUGAACUUUGUGAAUCACUGCUACGUGGACACAGAGGUAGAAAUGAAGGAGAUCUAUACCUCCAACCAUAUCUGGAAGCUCUUUGACAACUUCCUGGUAGACAUGUCCAGGGUGUGCAACACUACCACAGACCGUAACCAUGCCGAUCCUGCCAUGGAGAAGUAUGUGACAGAGACAGUGAUGGCCAUUGUUAAGGGUUUCUUCAGCUCGCCAUUCUCUGUCAACCACUCCAACCUGCAGACAAACCAGUCUGUCUUCAUCAAGCUGCUCCAGUCUGCUUUUAGGAUCUACAGCUGCACUUGGAUCAACUCAGCUCAGAAGGCUAAUAUUGAGAGCUGUAUCAAAACACUGGCUGACGUUGCUAAGGCACGGGCCAUCGCCAUCCCAGUGGACCUGGACAGUCAGGUCAACACUUUGUCUCUCAAGGUCCACAGCAACAUGGUGCAGCGAGCAGCCAAGGACUGGAGGAUUUCUGCCCGCACGCGACCGCGUAAGGAGCCUCUCGGUGGCCCCGACUACAAGAACAUCAUUGAGAAGCUGCAGGGGGUCGUGUCUCUUCUGGAGGAGCAGUUCAGUCCAAAGGUUCAAGCAGAGUUUUCUGUGCUGGUGGAUGUUCUUCACAGCCCCGAGCUGCUGUUUCCAGAGGCUGCUCGGUUACGCUGCGAGAGCGGUGCUUUCAUGUCUAAUCGGAGAGAUCUGCAGACAGCAGAGCUGCGAGAUGGCUGGAGGAGGGAGGGGGUGAAAAGGGGGGUGCGAGGAUGCCGGAGCUGGGGAUCGGGGAAGGACUUGAGAAAGAUUCUCCUCACACGCUACUUUGGAAAUCAAAAGCUUCUCUCCAAGUCAGAGCUUGGGAGUGGAAACAGCUCAUCUGGCGGCUUUGUCAAGCCGUCAUCUGGAGUAGGUUCUCCCAUGCUGGACUCUGACAAGCCAGGCAGCAGUAUGGUGGAGAUCCAGUGUCUCUUGGACAAUGUUGGCGCAUCAGAGCUGGUGAUUGAUCUCAUCGUCAACACCAAGAACGACCGGGUGUUUGAGGAAAGCAUCCUGCUGGGCAUUGCCCUUCUCCAGGGCGGAAACACACAAAUACAGAACUCCUUCUAUAACCAACUGUACAAGCAGAAGAAGUCCGAGAGGUUCUUCAAGGUUUUCUAUGACCGCAUGCGUUUGGCCCAGCAAGAGAUCCGAGCCACUGUGUCCGUCAAUAUGUUUGAGCUCAGCUGCAGGAAAAGGGACGAAGACAGUGACGUCAGUAGCAUCAGGUUCAAGAAAGGGAAAGACUCUGGGCUUCAUAUGAGGGAGGACAUGCGAGGGCAACUGAAGGAGGCCUCCUCAGUGACCUCAAAGGCCUUCUGUGCAUUCAGAAAGGAGCUAGAUCCCGACCUUGAAGGCCUCGGCCAGAACAGUGAGAUAAUCGGGGCCGAAGAGGCUUUAGAAGAAACUCAAAUGAGCCCAGCCAUCACCAUCAUGAAACCAAUCCUACGUUACCUGCAGCUGCUCUGUGAAAACCAUAAUUCAGACCUGCAGAACUUUCUGCGCAACCAGAAUAACAAGACCAACUACAAUCUGGUGUGUGAGACUCUUCAGUUCUUGGACUGUAUUUGUGGAAGCACCACUGGAGGCCUCGGACUGCUGGGCCUUUAUAUAAAUGAGAAUAAUGUGGACCUGGUUCGCCAAACCCUGGAAACCAUCACAGAGUAUUGCCAGGGCCCCUGCCAUGAAAACCAGACCUGCAUAGCCAGGCAUGAGUCAAAUGGCAUUGACAUUAUUAUAGCACUAAUUGUCAACUCCAUCAACCCCCUGGGGAAGAAUCGGCUGGACCUGGUGCUGGGGCUCAAGAACAACGCCUCCAAGCUCCUACUGGCCAUCAUGGAGAGCCGCCAUGACAGCGAGAACGCAGAGAAAAUUCUCUACAAGAUGAGACCUACUGAACUGGUGGAUGUAAUGAAGGAAGCCUAUGCCCAGGGUCUGGAGAGUGAUGAGGACGAGGACAACGCUGGAGACAAGAUCAAGCCCAAAGAUGUCGGACACAACAUUUACAUUCUGGCUCACCAGCUGGCCCGACACAAUAAGAUCCUGCAGCAGAGCUUGAGGCCAGGGUCGGUGCUGGGGUCGGCAUCAGGGGUGGACACUGACAAUGAGAAGGACGACGCCCUUCGUUACUAUGCUAAUCACACAGCUCAGAUAGAGAUUGUGCGUCACGACCGCACCAUGGAGCAGAUAGUGUUUCCGGUCCCCAACAUCUGCGAGUACCUCACUGAGGAGUCCAAGAUGCGCGUGUUCACCACAACCGAGAGAGAUGACCAGGGCAGCAAGGUUAACGACUUCUUCCAGCAGUUUGACAACCUCUACAAUGAGAUGAGGUGGCAGAAGAAGAUCCGCAAAAAUAAGGCUCUGUUCUGGUUCUCACGCCACAUCUCUCUUUGGGGGAGCAUCUCCUUUUACCUGGCCUGUCUGCUCAACAUUGCUGUGGCUGUUUUUUACCCCUUUGGUGAUGAUGGAGAUGAGGGAACCUUGUCCCCGUUCUGGAAUAUCUUACUGUGGGUGGCGUUGGGGGUGUUCACCACAUUACUUCCUGUCUUACCCAAGCCGUGGGGCAUCCUGUUCUUCCUGGUCUCCCUCAUUCUACGUGCCAUCUACACCAUGGGCCUGGGUCCUGCUCUGUUGUUGCUCGGUACUAUCAAUCUGUUCAACAAGUUAGUCUUUCUUGUGAGUUUUGUGGGCAACCAGGGGACGUUCACUCGAGGCUAUAAAGCAGUUGUUAUGGACAUGCUCUUUAUCUUCCAUUUGUGCUAUGCCAUCAUCUGCGUCCUGGGCCUCUGCGUGCACGAGUUCUUCUACAGCUUUUUGUUGUUCGACCUGUUGAAACGAGAGGAGACGCUGCUCAACGUGAUUAAGAGUGUGACGAGGAAUGGCCGCUCUAUUAUUCUGACAGCUGUGUUGGCCAUCUUUCUUGUCUACUUCUUCUCUAUCAUUGGCUUCCUCUUCCUCAAGGAUGACUUCCGCUUGGAGGUGGACCGCCUUCCUACACCAGGAAAAGAGGAUUUAUUGAGUAAUAAAGGAGUUGGCAACUCAUGUAUGAAAGACAGCUGCCCUGUUUCAACAUCCAAAUCUGUUACUGAUGAAGACAAUGGGACAGAGAGGAUGUGCGACACGCUGCUCAUGUGUAUAAUCACAGUGUUGAACCACGGCCUACGUAAUGGAGGAGGUGUGGGCGACAUUCUCAGGAGACCCUCCAAAGAUGAGCCUCUGUUUGCGGCCCGAGUGGUUUACGACCUUCUGUUCUUCUUCGUCGUUAUCAUCAUCGUUCUUAACCUCAUCUUUGGUGUCAUCAUCGACACCUUUGCCGACUUGAGAAGCGAGAAACAAAGGAAGGAGGAGAUCCUGAAAACCACCUGUUUCAUCUGUGGGUUGGAAAGAGACAGAUUUGACAAUAAGACAGUGUCCUUCGAGGAGCAUAUCAAAUCCGAACACAGCAUGUGGCACUACCUUUACUUCCUAGUUCUGCUCUCUGCCCAGCUCGAGUACAUUAUGCACAUGUACGUGGUGAAACACACCAGCAGUAUGGUGGUGGCAGCAGACUCUAUUUCAGCCUGUUAUGCCUUUCACCUUUCUCACUGUUCCACUCACAUCCCAUCUCUCCCUCUUUCCUCCCAGGAGGAGAACUUGGAUUGGUUCCCCCGUAUGAGAGCCAUGUCUCUGGUGAGCAGCGAGGGAGACAACGAGCAGAAUGAGAUGCGCUCUCUGCAGGAGAAACUGGACAGCACUGUCACUCUGGUGGCUCAGCUGUCAGGCCAGCUGGCUGAGCUCAAGGAACAGAUGACAGAACAGAGGAAGAACAAGCAGAGGCUUGGAUUUCUGGGUCCUCCUCAGCCCAACCAUCACAUCCCUGCCCACUGAGGGGCUCAAGGCUCAAAGAGACCCCAGUCUAAGCAGGCUCGCAGUAGAAACCAGAUAGACGUCCAGACACACACAAAAACUCCUGCCUUAAGAACAAUACAUGUACCCAGAGUACACUUACAAUUGCUGAUGUCAAUAUGCAAGAGGCCAGCAAGUGUAGACGCAUCAUUUUUGAGAUAGUGCCUUCUGUGUGACACAAGCACUGCCUUAUGGGAUACAAACUGUGCCUUAUGUGCUCACUCGGUCACUAGGAGCAUGGUUUACUGGCCGCAUCUACACACCCUCGUACAGAGGAACUUGUCUCUGAGAAUAAUUGGCCAGGCACAGCACACAUCUGCCCGUGUAGUGUCAGGGAAAUGUUAAGGUGAGGUUAAUCGUUAAGUUCAGUCAAGUCUGUGGACGACUACGUCUAGACCUUCAUUCCUCAACUGUGCAGAUGUGUCAGAGCGGACCGACUGGCUGCACAGAGGUCAGUGAUUGACAGCGAACAGAGACGUUUUUUUUUUCAAUCUUGCAUCACCGAUUGGCCUCGAGGGAAAGAACAUUAAGAAUUCUCCCUUUUACCUUUUAGAGUUCUGAUGGUAUUUAUAAGAAAAUGUGCGGUUCAUAACUGGAGUAUUAUUUUUUGCAUUUUGUAAAAGGAAUCAUGCUGCCUUACUCUUUAACUUUUAUAAACAGUACAUUGCAAUUGCUGAAAGUGCACUUUUAAAAAGGGUAAAUAAUUUAAGCCUAUAACUGAAAACAUUGAUUAGUUUGGGGUAUUAUUUUUGGUAUAAGUUUUAUGUUUAAAAAAAUGCAUUCACUGCACCAUUUCAGUUUCCUUUUUACAGAUUUCUACAGAGUAUAUACGUAACAGAAAUGUGAAUAAAAAUAAUAAUUACCCAUGCAGAACUUACUUGAAAUUUCUUUUAAGUCUAAAUCUUAUAUUGGUACAUAAUGUAGUCUCGACUGGAGAUGGUAAGCUUACAGUUCUUUGUUACAAUAUGAACAUCCUCGUGUCUGUAGAGAUGUCAGCUAAUACUGUAAUAUUUACUGUAUCUGCUCAUAUCAUCUUUGUGUUCUACUGUCUUUUAAAGUUCUUAGUGUAAAUCAUCCUCACUAGUCUCUUUUGGACUGCAACUGAUUAAGUCUGAACUUGUGUUUUAAACUUGCACAAAAUAAUGGCAGAUUAUGAGUGCAUGCACUUGAUGGUAGCUGUCCUGUGACACUUUCUGUUAAAACAAAGUGUAUAGUAAAAUGUCUUUUAUGUGGUUGGCUAUUGUAAUAAAUUUGUGACGUAAAGACUC